Molecule: messenger RNA, 1471 nt
Organism: Paramecium octaurelia
Lineage: Eukaryota; Ciliophora; Oligohymenophorea; Peniculida; Parameciidae
Source: the annotation of a GenBank genome assembly
AGAUUAUAUUGCACUUUUAAUUGAAAAGGAAUGAUUUUUCAGUUCUAGUGUAUUAGAAAACAUCUAAUAUUUGAUAAACAGUACUUAUUAACCUAUGAUGGUUCGAGUAUUUUCAUUGGGGAAGUAUGCAUUCAAACUAUAUCACCAGACCAAAGCGAAACCAAAAUACCAACUCGAAGUAUCCCUGAGAUCCACGAUAACCUUUCACAUUGACGACGACUUUUAUGGUUUUUCCAUCCCCUAUCAAGGGCAAUAAAAACUCUUUAGAGCCAAUGCUAAUAAAAUUCGAGAAUUUAAGAAAUUAAUCGAUGCCAAGAUCGUUUAUCUUGAUAUGAAUUAGUUUUAUCUGCCCCAAUAGGUCUUGGGAGUCGGUGCUUUUUCACAAGUAUAAUUAUGCUAUCAUAAUCAGGUACAAAUGGUUUAAAAUUUGCAGACCAAACAAUUGGUGGCUGCGAAAUUUCUGAACAAGACUAGAGAAGGGAAAUCAAACACAGAAAGAAUGAAUGUAAUAUUGGUUCAUAAUCUGAAUUAUAGGAUAUCAUAAAUGAAAUAUAAAUAUUGUACCGAUUAAAUCACCCAAAUAUUGUGAAAAUUAAAGAAAUAUAUGAUAAAACCAAUUAAAUAGUCAUCAUCCAUGAAUUUGUAGAUGGUUAAACUUUAGAAAGAUUCAUUAAUGAACAUGGAACACAAUUACAUUAAACUGAAAUUUAAUCAAUUAUGAGAGUAAAAUUACUCAAGAUUUCAUUUUAGGAAAUUCUGUUAGCAAUUGUUUAUAUCCAUGAAUAAGGUUUACUCCACAGAGACAUCAAACCAGACAACAUUAUGAUUGACAAAAACCUCAAUAUCAAGAUCAUCGAUUUUGGCUUGGCGACAAAACAAGGAAGUCUGUUAUGCUUUCAAAAAUGCGGAACUCCAGGAUACAUCGCACCCGAAAUUGUCACCUCCAAAAAGUCUCAAUACAACACCAAAAGUGACAUAUUCAGUCUUGGAGUUGUAUUCUAUAAACUGUAAUUCCAUUCAUAUUCCUAUUAGAAUUACGUCCAAAGAACUAUUUUAGUAAUCAUAAUUAGAUAAUUUGUAAUACUGCUAUAAAGAAAACGUACUAUCAAUGGAGCAUUUCAUUGAAUACAAUAUUCCUGACUCAUGUUUUGAUCUAUUAUCUAACAUGCUUUUUUAUGAUAAGAACAAAAGAAUUAGUGCAAAAGAGUGUUUGCAACAUAACUACUUUAAAGAGAGUCUUCGACCUUCUGCCAAGAAAUCUUAAGUCUUACUACAACAAUCUACUUAAUUCGCCUAAUAGCAAUCAACUAUGUUUUAGUCAUAUUUAUCAGAUGGUAGUAGAAAUUAAUCAAGAAAAAUUAGUGAUAAAACUAUAAAUCGAUCGUAUAAAUUUAUUUAACAUCCUAGUUUAUCAUACAAAAAGUCGGUUAAAUCUAAUAGUUCACUAUGAUGAUGAACAUUUUCUAAUGAU